UUGGCUCGAGGAAAAGAAAUACAUUUUGGAAUCGAAGACUUUGUACAAAAGUUAGCAAAACCGUUUUAAGAGCUCCAAGAUUUCGAUCGCCUUAUUCUAUUAAGGCUUUAUCUUUGAAUGGCUUCAAGUUUUUCUGAACUAAAGCCAGAAAAAAUUAGUUCUUACGCAGAAGAAAUACUUCGAGACUUCAGCAGUGAACAACAAGAAGACAAUAAUCCGCCAUUUUGGAUAAAAAGAGGAAGGCGAGUUAAGCACGAUAGUUUUUCCUCGGUUGAAAGCAACUCUUCAACAGAUUCGCCACUUUCUGAGUCCCCCAAAGGAGAAAUGCAUUCUACUAAAAAGACUGAUGGUAAAAAAAGAGGCCGAAGGCCUUCACAUUUAGACACUGAAGCUAAACUUGAACGUAGUCGACAGUCUGCAAGGGAAUGUCGAGCAAGAAAGAAAGUAAGAUAUCAACAUUUGGAUGAUAUGGUCACUACUAAAGAAGAAGGAGUCGUAAAACUAUGGCAAGAGCUUGAUAUGUAUCGGCGAUGGUGCAAAGCAGUUGAUCAAGGAGUUUUUCCUAAAGACAUGGUGAAAUUCCUCAAAGCUGAACGAAAGAAAUGAUGAAAGAUCAUACACACACCUUGAACACCUCACCAUGCAUGCAGGUUGCAAGAUGGAAUAUCCAACGCCAGUCUAUAAUAUUGCCACCAAGGCAUAUUGCAUAUUGGCAUAUUGGCCAAGUGUGGUUUACUCCCACCUCUCAUUUUGUCUACCAUUGGAACUAAUUUUAGCUAUUGGAUAAAUGGAAAUAUUCCACUCAAAUUCCACCAAUCACAGAAGAGCUUCUUUACUUGUUCCAUACCAGUGAGAAUACAAGAAGCCUGGCUUAGAUUUUUGAAAUAAUUCAAGCAAAUAAAUUGUAGAUCUGUCAACCUCCUGGAAGAUCUUUUAUAUGAAGGGGUUCUUGUACCUAACCAGCUAAUCCUAGCCCCUGACACUAAGAAUAAACAUCAUAUAUGCAAUGACAUGAAUCUUAGAAAAACUCUCCAAAUGAAAGUCAACUAAGCGAUAUAGUUUACCAUUGUUAUAUUAUAAAAACUUAGCUAUCCAAAAGUUGAUAGAGUGCACACCACUAAACCCUUGAAUGAUAUGAAGUAAUAAUAAGUAGUUAUUUAUACAGAAUCCUUUGUUUCCUAUUGUUUGAUUAUCACUCUUUAGUACUAAAGAUUAGUAUUUGUUUCACGGGUUUAGUGCAAGCACUCUACUGACAUAAGUUUUAAUUAUUUUAAAGCAAAGUCAAAUACACAAGAGACCAUUUGUGACGUGUUUAAUGAAUAUUCUGGUUGAAUGAUAGCAAUUAUUGGUCACAAAAUAGUACUAUUUAUCAGUAACAACUUGGUUUUUAUUUCAUGCUUUUUACUGUUGUGCUCUAGAUGUUAAAUAAGUAAAAACCACUUUAUUUUCAUUUGACUAAAAAUAUUUUAAAAGUAUAGCCAUCAAAGCCUGAUUCUUAUUUGUAAUACAUAGUAGAACAUAUUAUUUGCAAAGACUCUGCAACAUGAAUAUGAGUUUCAAUUCAAUGUUGUUUGGUCCUAUAUUUGCUUGUGUCAUAAGAACUGGCCCUCUUGAUGCUACUUUAUCACCUCAACCACUAAUUAUAAUGAGAUAUUGAUGUUAUAGCUAUUUUAGCAUAAACAAUAAUCAAUUAAUAUUGUGUUCAAAACCUGGAUUUCUGGUGAUUCAUCUUCUCUAAAAUAUUUUUUAGUAAAUUUUAUGUUAAGUCAUUACUUCCAAAUUGAGAUACAGUACAGUUUUUUUAUUUCUUUUGUGGAAAACGUUUGUACAAAUUGUUGUUAUAUUGCAUUUGUUUCCUAGAUUUCUUUCAUUUUUGUCCUUAUUGGAAUAGAAGUAAAAAAUAUUAUACUGCGUGUGUGUGUGUGUGCAGCCAGGUGACUCAAAAUCCCUUGUGAUAUGAAUAACAAUGAAACAACCGCCAUGUUGGUUGAUCUAACAAGAUAAACUAAUGAAGAAUGCUUUGCUAUUGUCAACCAAGAUGCUGGUUAUGACAUAAUAUGCACAUGCUCUAUUAUCAAUAAAUAGUGUGUCCAUUUAUAGAGUGCUCAUAUUUAAUAUUAUGUGAAAUAGCUCUGAGGUUGUUUUGCACAAAAUAGUGACUGUUUUGUCUUUUAUUGAAUUAUCAGUGGUAUUUAGUACUAGAGCAGUUUUCAUAUGACUGUGAAAAGCUCACAGCACGAAAGCAGUUGUGACACCUCAAGGCAUACUCCAGCCUGAUCACAUACUCCAUCCAAUCAAAUGCCUGAAACAUGGCAAAAACACAUUCAUGGACAUUCAAGCCAAUGCCAGUCCAAUCACAUCGCACAAGAAAAAAAUUCUAGAAAACAUUGUGAUUGUGGUAAGGCACGUGAAUGCUACCAACUUUUUGACAGUCAUGAAAACUGUUCCAUUGUGCUAAUUACGUGCUGUACUGCUGGUGUAUAUGGUAUUAUUAUGUAUUCUAUUAAAUAACCAUUCCUGAUAAAAAUCACGCAAUUAACUGUUAUUAUGUAAUAAUUUGUUCAAAUCUGCAACUGUAUGUACAUGUAUAAAUAAAGUAUAAUAAAGUAUA
Molecule: messenger RNA, 2611 nt
Organism: Actinia tenebrosa (Australian red waratah sea anemone)
Lineage: Eukaryota; Metazoa; Cnidaria; Anthozoa; Actiniaria; Actiniidae
Product: cAMP-responsive element-binding protein-like 2
Biological process (GO): regulation of DNA-templated transcription
Cellular component (GO): nucleus
Molecular function (GO): DNA-binding transcription factor activity
Source: RefSeq, a predicted model, not a curated record